GACGGCUCACGCCUACACGCUGCCUUCAAACAAACCACACAACAACCGCGCGAAAACAAUCGGAAUAAAACUAAAAACUGACAGUGUGAAACGGACUUAAUCGUUUUUUUUUUCUGAGUGGCCAGUGACAAUGACGCGUGCACUCUGUGAUAAAUUAUUUUGGCGCGAAACAUGCUUGACUGAUGAAUUUCCCGCUUUUUAACUCAGUGUUGUAAGUAUCGGCAUGUCGGAUGCGGAAGCAGCUCGCGGCUAAAGGCCGUGCGGGCGGCGCCGGUCGCCUGAUGGGCAAGACGUCCGGAGGCCGGCCUGACGCAGGGCGCGCUCACAGGAUCGCCACCAGGAGGGAGUCGGGAGUGUCGUGGGGGAGGAGGGCGCGGGCGUGCGGCCCUCGAUCAGGCGGGGUGGCCGCCCACGUGGGCGCGUGGCGGCGGCGCGAGCGCGCUGCCCAGCCGCGCAGACCCAUGGAGAUCCUCACCAGCAUCUACGCGCUGCUGUCUGGAGGGCAAGGUGUUAAUCCGAAGAUCGACUCGGUAGCAUUUCGUCUGCACUGCGGGGCAACAACUGCCGCGUUGUUGGCGGCGAGCGCGGCUCUCACCACGCGCCACCUAGUGGGCAACCCGAUAGACUGCAUCCACACAAGGGACAUUCCUGAAGACGUAUUGAACACCUACUGCUGGAUCCACUCAACGUUCACAGUGGCAGGGGAGGCGUCCGGUGCCUACCCAGGGGUGAGGGGCGCGGGGACAUCGCCACGACGCUACGGGAAGUACUACCAGUGGGUCGCGUUCACAUUGUUUUUUCAGAAUUGGGCGUAUGGUUUCACUGGCAUAGGUGUUUAG
Molecule: messenger RNA, 839 nt
Organism: Bombyx mandarina (wild silkworm)
Lineage: Eukaryota; Metazoa; Arthropoda; Insecta; Lepidoptera; Bombycidae
Cellular component (GO): gap junction; plasma membrane
Molecular function (GO): gap junction channel activity
Source: RefSeq, a predicted model, not a curated record